This is a messenger RNA of Linum trigynum, 3134 nucleotides long. Lineage: Eukaryota; Viridiplantae; Streptophyta; Magnoliopsida; Malpighiales; Linaceae. The record is from the annotation of a GenBank genome assembly.
CAUACCCUAAAUCUAGGACAUGUGUCACCUAGGAUAUAAGGUGCAUGAUGACUUGACGUCAUCCUCACAUUCCUCUGGCUUAUCACCGACAGUGGCGUAGCCAGGAUUUCGUUUAAGGUGGGUCCGCUUAGAAAAAACACACACACACGAUAAAAUCAUUUUUGUUAACAUUGCUAGUCAUUCAUGAUAUAAUCUUAUAUUGGUAAAUUUUGAUAAAUUAAAAUACAUUAGUAGGCAAAAUUAUCAAGAAUUCUUGAUUUAGUUAGUUGUUCUCUUUCAAAUGUUGUUCUUUGUCAAGAGCCGUUUAAUAUCAAGAAUAUCACUCUAUGUACCAAACAACUAUUAAUGUUUUAGUCAGUCAUUCUUUUUCGAAUGGUGUUCUGUCAACUGUCAAGAACCGUAUAGUAUCAAUAAUUUGAGUUGUUGAGAGAGUUUUAAUAAUGAAACUCAUACCAAACAAUAAUUAAUGAUUGAGUUAGUCGUUCAUUUUCGAAUGAUGUUCUUUGUCUAGAACCAUUAAAUAUCAAUAACUCAAGUUAUCAAGAGAUGUUCAAUAUAGAUCUUACACCAGUUACUAGCACGCUCCCUCAUAAGAAAGUUAGCCUAUACAUAAUUGAAUUGUGCACAAAUCUGAAUAUCGUGUGCUUAAGAAAUGAGGUCGCCAAGAUUCGAGCACAAGACAUUUCGAUCAACUAUUCUCAAUUAGACACCUCCUAGUUUUCAAUAUCAAUUAAUUAGUAUAACUAAUUUAACCAUUUUCCUUCCGAUCCAGGGUGGGUCCCGGGACCCACCCUCUCACACUCUCCCUCCGCCACUGAUCACCGACAAUCUGCUCAAGGUUCCAAACUCAAUGGUGGCAACUAAACACAAGGGUUGUGUUCGUUGUGAGACUUAACCCAACACCUCAUGGCACGAGCUGACGACAUCCAUGCACCACCUAUGUCCGUGUUCCCGAAGACAUAGUUAGUAAAUACUCCGUUUAAUAUACGUAUAUGUACCCGUAUGUAUUUUUAUCCGUUUAAAACUUCCGUAUCCGUAUUAUUGUCAAGUCAUUUCUUCUUUUUCGUUUAUUUGAUGGCUCCCUAAACACGUAUAUUUAUCAAUAAAACCAUGGGCUAGCCAACCCAAUAUUUGUCCAUAAAACCAUGGGCUUAUGGAGGAUGUGCAUCGACUUCACUAGCUUGAAUGAAGCGUGCCCCAAGGAUAAGUACCCCAUGUCAAGAAUGGACUGACUCAUUGACACAACAGCUAAUCACGAAAUGUUAAGUUUCCUUGAUAUGGUCUCAAGGUAUCAUCAAAUAUGACUAGCAAAGGAAGAUCAGGAGAAGAUAACGUUCAUGAUGCCAAUAGGAAACUUAGGAAUGUUGGAGCAACUUACCAGAGAAUAGUUGACGUAGUCUUUAGGAAGCAAAUCAGAAGAAAUGUAUAGUCGUAUGUUGACGACAUACUGAUAGAAAGCAAGGAAGCGGUGAAUCACCUUGCAGACCUGAAGGAGACGUUUGAAAGCAUGAGGGCUUGAAACCUAAGGCAGAACCCCCUCUAAUGCAUGUUCAGGAUGAAGUGGGAAAAUUCAUGGGCUUCAUGAUCACAAAGCAAGGAAAAUCGAGGCUAAUCCGAAGCAGAUAUAGGCGCUGACUAGCCUAAGGCCCCCAAAACUACUAAGGAGAUACAAGCAUUGAACGGAAAAAUGGCGGCCUUAAUCAGAUUCAUACCAUGGUUGGCUGAAAAAUGUUCUCCUUUAUAUCAGAUUCUCAAGAAAUCGGCCACUAAUUUCUCAUGGAGUGAGAAGUGCAAUGAAGCCUUUACCUAGCCGAAAGAGCAACUUGUUGAACCCCCUGUGCUAAGUCCCACAACGCCCCAAGAAAGGAUCUACCCUCUACACUGCCAUAUCACCAAUGGCAUACAACUUCUUCUUAACAAGGUCGCCUCAGGAUCACGCGAACAAACCCGUGUAUUAUAUCAGCAAAGCGCUACUACAGGCUAAAACUAGGCACAUGCCCAUCGAAAAAGCAGUAUUGGCAAUCAUAACUAUUUCUCGGAAGUUACGAUCUUACUUCCAAUGCCAUCUAAUCAUUGUUCUCUCAAACCUCCCCCUAGGAAAGAUAUUAAAAUGAAUUGCCGCCUUAGGAAGGAUGACGAAGUGGGCAGUAGAACUCAGCAAGCACGACAUCGAGUACACUCCACGACCAGUAAUAAAGACUCAAGUGUUAGCUAAUUUAAUUGUCGAGGGUUUCACUAUAGAAGGAAACACUUCACAGAUAGAGCUGCCAUGGAAAAUGUUUGUUGAUGGAACAACCGGAAGAGCAGGGACGAGAGCAUAUAUCAUGAUAGAAACGCCAGAGGGAGUGAUUCAUGAAUUCUCUCUAAGAUUUCAGGGUUUAAAGACCAACAAUGUCGCUAAGUACGAGACACUCAUAGCAGUGACCAAAAUCUUACUCGAUUAGGGAGCCUAUAAAGCGAAAAUCUUUUCUGAUUCUAUGAUAGUGGUCAAGUUGGUGAAGGGAAGCUUUGAAGCCAAGGAGGAAUCCCUCGCAAAGUUGGCGGGCGAUAUCCAAAACUUGCUUGCUCAAUUAGAAGAGUGGAAUUUAGAGCACAUCAAGCGAGAGGAAAACCAUCAUGUUGACGCACUCUCCAAAUUGUUCACGGCAAUGGAUUUCAAUGAAGAAAGACAUGUCACCAUCACAAAAGAAGGUCAAGAAGUUGAAGUCAUGGAAAUGAGUGAUGUAGAUUGGAGAUCACCGAUAAUCAGGUUCCUAGAGAAGAGUGAGCUGCCAAACAAUCAAAAGGAAGUGUCGUCUUUCAAGCAAAAGGUUGUGGGCUUCACAAUGAUUCAAGGGAGCUCUACAAGCACUCCUAAGGAGUUUACCUAAAAUUUCUAGGAUGCGAAGAAGCUCGGUGGGUAGUGCAAAAAAUGAACCGAGGAACCUACGCCACGCAUGUCGGUCUGAGAAGCCUGAAGCGAACCAAUCGGGUGGUUCAAGCUUCCCAAGCGGUUAACUGUUUAGACCGCCACCGACCGACUAGUCUGAAGUAAGCGGUUGUUUCCUUCUUCCGAGCCAGACUGGUGGUUGAUUCCUGAUUUUACCGGUCCAAUCGACCUAUUUGGCUCGAUUUAAUAACAUUGCAAAUAUCAA